UCUUGAUACAUUACGCGUGUUUAGGAGGGGGUUUUCAAUGCCAAAGGGGGAUAAGCCCGAGCGCAAGUACGAUGCAUAUGGACUGCCGUUGGCGCUGCAGAUAUGGGUGUACGAGACUGUCCCUAUCUUGGCCAGUCGGUAUGCGAGGAGAGGAGAGACAUGCUAUCCUCGGAUGCAUCACUGGCGAGCACAAGACAAGCCGCUUGCCAGAUAGUUAUCGGCUCUCCUCGACGAUCCUGAGCUUGAAGUUCUCACUGAGUUGGCACCGUCGAUCGAGGAGGAGAGUCAGUUUUAUAUUCGCGAAUUGCCUCUUCGUACUGCGCAUGACGAUCAGAUGCCUGAGUCCAGGAUGGAUCGAGAUAGGGAGGAUCGUUCAGUAUUACCUUCGUUGAAGAUAUCACCUCCAUCGAGGAGAGCACGUCCAGCGAGGAUGUCACCUCCGCUGAGAAGAUCACGUCCAGCUACGCCAGAGGUUCAGA
Olea europaea var. sylvestris is the source of this 479-nucleotide messenger RNA. RefSeq lists its product as uncharacterized. The coding region runs from base 72 to 392 and encodes 106 amino acids. The transcript has 4 exons. NCBI's taxonomy places the organism in Eukaryota, Viridiplantae, Streptophyta, Magnoliopsida, Lamiales, Oleaceae. The record is from RefSeq and is a predicted model, not a curated record.